CAUUUGCUUCGUCGAACGUCUCAAAAAGUAUGGUAUGGUAAUGGAAUCGCUCUAGUUUCUCUCUCUAAUUUCUCUCUCAUUGAAUCCUCCACUCCGAUUCCGAAUCUCUCCCUUCUUCCGGUUCACCUCACUGAGUCAACUCACCCGCCAUUUCCAACAUUUCUCCUUCCUUCUCUCGCUUUCCCUCUUCAUUGCCCCAUUCUCUCUUCUGCUUCAGUCUUCGUUUUCUUUUACUGAUUCGGUGUUUUCUCAAACUGUUGCAGUGACAUCAAGUUUUCUUCUUGUACUUAUUCACCUCCAUUUUGGAACUUCUCCAUUUCGAUGAUUCCCAGGGAGAUUGCUAAAUUACAAAUCUUCCUUUCUUCCCCACUCUUAAUUUUGCCUUUCACUCAUCCCUUUUGAUACGGGACAAUUUUUUUCCUUCGUCGUCCGGGUUAGGGUUUUGUGUCGAAAAUAUGUCGGUUGAUGGGAAGGGGAAGAAGAACAAUAUCGAGAAUUUGGUGUCUGCUACAAGAUCACUGAAGAUUAGCUUAGACAAAUCCAGGGCUCUAGGGUUGGCGUUGCAGAAAGCGGGGCUCAGAUUGGAGGAGAUUAAACAAAGAUUGCCCACUUUGGAAGCUGCUGUGCGACCAAUUCGUGCCGAUAAGGAAGCCCUCGUCGCCGUCGGCGGCCAUAUUAAUCGGGCGGUGGGCCCUGCGGCGGCGGUGCUCAAGGUUUUCGAUGCUGUUCAUGGGCUUGAGAAGUCUCUGUUAUCGGACCCGCGCAACGAUCUCCCUGGUUAUUUGUCGGUGCUGAAGCGGAUGGAAGAGGCAUUGAGAUUCUUGGGAGAUAACUGUGGGCUCGCAAUCCAGUGGCUGGAGGACAUUGUUGAGUAUUUGGAAGACAAUACGGUUGCUGAUGAGCGAUUUCUUGCGAGUUUGAAGAAGUCGCUGAAGAAUCUGAGGGAUUUGCAGAGCGAUGAGGAGAGGACCCGGCUUGAUGGAGGGCUUCUCAAUGCUGCUUUGGAUAAACUAGAGAACGAGUUUAGGCGUCUUCUAAUGGAGCACAGCGUGCCCCUCCCCAUGGCAGCGUCCUCCGCGUCUCUGGGUGAGCAAGCUUGCAUUGCCCCAUCUCCAUUGCCUGUAACUGUUAUUCAGAAAUUGCAAGCCAUCCUAGGGAGAUUGAUUGCUAAUAAAAGACUUGAGAGAUGCAUAUCCAUUUAUGUUGAAGUUCGUAGUUCGAACGUUCGGGCUAGUUUGCAGGCGCUCGAUUUGGAUUACUUGGAGAUAUCGGUUUCUGAAUUCAAUGAUGUGCAGAGCAUUGAGGGGUACAUUGCAAAAUGGGGAAGGCAUUUGGAGUUUGCAGUGAAGCACUUGUUUGAGGCAGAGUUCAAGCUUUGUAAUGAUGUUUUUGAGAGGAUAGGAUUGGAUGUGUGGAUGGGCUGUUUUGCAAAGAUAGCAACUCAAGCAGGUAUUCUUGCAUUUCUUCAAUUUGGGAAAACUGUAACAGAGAGCAAGAACGACCCAAUUAAGCUAUUGAAGUUGUUAGAUAUAUUUGCAUCCUUGAACAAACUGAGACUGGACUUCAAUAGGCUUUUCGGGGGAGCUGCGUGUUCGGAGAUUCAAAACCUGACAAGGGAUCUCAUUAAGCGGGUUAUUGAUGGUGCGGCCGAGAUUUUCUGGGAACUUUUAGUUCAGGUGGAGUUACAGAGGCGAAAUUCUCCACCUUCAGAUGGGGCAGUUCCUAGGUUGGUCAGCUUCAUUAUUGAUUACUGUCAUAAACUGCUGAGCGACGAUUAUCGACCAAUCCUGAUCCAGGCCCUGGUCAUUCACCGGAGUUGGAAAAAAGAAAAGUUCCAAGAGGGUCUUCUUGUCAGUGAGAUUUUGAACCUCGUUAAAGCCAUUGAGCUGAAUUUGGAAACCUGGAUAAAGGCUUAUGAAGAUCCUAUCUUGUCAAAUUUUUUUGCGAUGAACAAUCAUUGGCAUCUAUUUAAGCACCUCAAAGGAACGAAAUUGGGGGAGCUACUCGAACUACGGGAACUAGGUAGAGAUCCUGUAAAGGAACAUGAACAGUACAAGGAUUACCAUGGCGCAGUUUUCUUGAGGGAUAGCUGGAGUAAACUUCCCAGCCAUUUAAGCAGGGAGGGUUUGAUUAUGUUCUCAGGUGGGCGAGCUACUGCCCGCGAUCUUGUGAAGAAACGUUUAAAGACAUUCAACGAAGCUUUCGAGGACAUGUACAAGAAGCAGUCAAACUGGAUUAUAACUGACAAAGAAUUGAGGGAUAAGACAUGCCAACAGAUAGUUCAAACCGUCGUGCCUGUGUAUCGCAGCUAUAUGCAGAAUUAUGGCCCCCUGGUCGAGCAAGACGCGAGUUCCAGUAAGUAUGCAAAAUACACCGUGCAGAAUCUGGAGAAAAUGUUACUGUCCCUUUUUCAGCCAAAGCCACUUAGGUUCAGCAGCCUUCAAGUUAGGCAGACCAGUGGGAAAUUCAGCAAUGGCGCAGCAGAUCAUCGACGAUCCAACUCCAUGGUUAUGUAACCAUCCAAUCCAACCAUUUUUAUGCUGUGUAUAACCUUGGAAGAAGCUGCAUCCUCUUUGAUGGACGACCAGGUUCGAUCCUAUAAUUCCGAAUCGCAGACGUAACACCUUGAACCCGUUUUGUGUAAUCUCUUGAUUUAAUGCAAAGGAGAAAAGCUUUUUCUGAAUGGUGUCAUCAAUCUAAUCUAUUGCUUUUCUCCAACGAAUCAUCGAUGGGGGCUCGGAAACUUUUCAUUAGCCUGCAGUGAGGAAUGAAAUACCGGCUCCCUUGCUCAUGAGGAUCCAUCAAAAGGCUUUGUGGAUGAUAGAAGAUCAGGUUUGUAGAUGAUACUUUUUAAGAUAUAGCUAUUUUUAUUCCAUUUCCCUUCACUCAUUGAUUAAGCAAGCCAGAUGGGCAGCAGAAAUAGUGUAGUUUGUUAGAUUUUUGAGAUUCUUUAACAUUAAACAUAUCAUAUCUAUGUAAUCCAACUUCUUUACUCAUAAUAAUUAGGGAGGAAGAAGAAAUUUUAUUAUAAAUUAAAAGCCAUCAACCCUGUUUUUAAUGCCUGAUAAUUCUAUUUUCUGUCUG
Molecule: messenger RNA, 3084 nt
Organism: Momordica charantia (bitter melon)
Lineage: Eukaryota; Viridiplantae; Streptophyta; Magnoliopsida; Cucurbitales; Cucurbitaceae
Gene: EXO70G1
Product: exocyst subunit exo70 family protein G1
Biological process (GO): exocytosis
Cellular component (GO): exocyst
Molecular function (GO): phosphatidylinositol-4,5-bisphosphate binding
Source: RefSeq, a predicted model, not a curated record